GAAGUGGGUAAUUUCCGGGGGUCUAAGAUUGACUGUUACUUGGGGUGUUUGAAAAGGAGUGCUGUUAUUUGGUACAGUUUAUAGUUACCUUAAUUAGCUGGUCGGUUUUCUUUAAUUACUCUUUAAUUGCUCCACAUGUCUGUAGAAACGGUUGUAGGUAACAUGCCAGCAGCCUCCAAACUCUGCAAGAACUCAGAGCCUGAGUUUUUUGUCAUUAUGAUUGUUUGCCUCACACUCUCACAAACUGAUUGCUUUUCGUCCUAUCUAAAAUCCCAUUUUUGGGCUUUUCAAGAAACUCCUUCCGUCUCCUCUCUGCUUGCUUCCUUCUCACUAUUUGGCCUUGGUGGGUCUUUCGCCAGUUAUUGCUUUCAUCUAACUUCCUCUCUUUUGUUAUCCCUUUAAGUCAUCAGAAGCCUUUACACAAAUCAUUUCAUUAAGAUGAUGUUUACUGUUUGGAUAUUUUAUUAACAUUUUGGUGGGAUUGGAGAAUCGGUUCUGCGGUUGAUUUCAUAUGGGAUGGGAGUGGUGGUGCUGCAAGUUGUGUUCUCGGUGCUGAAGGUCACUGUCUUGGCUGCUUUCUUGGCGUUUCAAGGAUCUUCUGGGUAUAGCUUGCCUCCAUCUCCAUCAACAUUUCCUGUAUUUUCUCCAGGUGGCGAUGCAAUAGCUGCUCCACCGACCCCAGCAGGUCUCCCUAAUGGGGCAUUUGUGGACCCUCCACUCUUAUUGCCGCCUCUUAAUUCUGCGUCCGCACCCCAAAAGGUGAAAGAUCAUAUACCAUCUCUUCCACCAAGUACUCUAGUUUUGUCGCCAAGUGAUUCAAUGCCGAUCCCGGUAAUUGCUAAUGACACCGUCCCUCCAUUGCCACCAGGUCCUGAAGCCUCAGCACCACGAGCAUCUCCAUCAAGAAUAUCUCCACAAAGUCCACCAACUAGCCUACCACUUGUACCGGAAUCCGUUCCUUCAAAACCUGCUCAAAGUAGGGCUCCCGAAGCUCCUUUUAUGGCAACUGCCCCAGCAUCCAACACACAUGCAUCAAAGAGAGCACCACAAAAUUCACUGCCCCCUGGGAUAUCAUCAUCCAUUCUUCCUGUUGGACUGUCCCCAGGCAAGUCACCAGGGAACCCAUUAUCUAUUCCACCAGCAUUACCCAAAGAACCUCCUUCCACUUCGUCAGAGCCUGAUACAGCUCCUGCAUCAUCUCCUGUUGCCACACCACCAAAUGGAACAAGCACCCAGCAGUCGCCUGUGAGCACUUCACCAGCAAAAGCUCCAUCUGUUCAUGAUAAUAUGGGGAAUUCCGAUAAUGCUCCAUCUCCUCUUCCAUCCCGCAAUGCUCCUGUAGUUUCAGGGUCCAACUCCCCUGCAUCUCAACCUUCUUCAUUUCAAUGGCAUCAUGGGAAGAAUUAUAAGAGAACUCCUGCUCCAUCAGUAUAUAUGGCUCCUCCUCCUGCUUCGGCUGUAGAAGCUCCUCCAGAUAAUUCAAGCUCAGACCCGAAGACUGACUUUAGGUUCCAUGCUCCUCCACCCCUAAACCCAGUUUCAGGCUCCAACUCCCCUGCAUCUCAACCUUCUUCAUUUCAAUGGCAUCAUGGGAAGAAUUAUAAGAGAACUCCUGCUCCAUCAGUAUAUAUGGCUCCUCCUCCUGCUUCGGCUGUAGAAGCUCCUCCAGAUAAUUCAAGCUCAGACCCGAAGACUGACUUUAGGUUCCAUGCUCCUCCACCCCUAAACCCAGGAUCCUCAACACCCCCAUCUCAUUUUCCCUUUCCUACACCAAAAAGCUAUGAUUCUUCCUCGCCAUCACCACAUCCUUCAUCUUCAUCUCAACAAAUGCCAAUUCAUUCCCCGAAAAUGUCUCCCACAAGACCUAUGCCAAGGAUGCCAAAGAUGCCUCUCCAGCUACCUUUUCAAGCAUUACCACCUCCACCUCCUAAUGGAGAUUGCACAUCAUUUACGUGCUCAGAGCCAUUGACAAAUGGUGCUCCUGGAUCUCCAUGCGUUUGUGUCCUACCUAUACAAGUUGGACUCCGCCUAAGUGUUGCAUUGUACAAUUUCUUCCCUUUAGUUUCAGAGUUCGCAGCAGAAGUAGCUGCUGGAGUGUUUUUGAAGCCAAGUCAAGUUCGGAUUAUGGGGGCAAACGCUGCCAGCCAGGAUCCAGAAAAGACCAUUGUCCUCACUGACUUAGUACCCCUGGGAGAAACAUUUGAUAAUACCACAGCUUAUCUGACAUUUCGAAGAUUCUGGCUCAAAGAAGUUAUUAUACAAACUUCACUCUUUGGAGACUACGAAGUGCUUUAUGUACAUUAUCCAGGUCUUCCACCCUCUCCACCUUCUGCAUCUUCUGAUAUUGGUACUAUAGAAACUGACCCUUAUUCUAGUCGCAACAACAAUGGAGCGGCCAUAAAGCCAUUUGGGGUUGAUGUGGGCAGACAGCAUCACAGAGGUGGGCUAAGUCGAAGUGUGAUAGCAAUUAUAGUUUUGUCUACCUCUAUAGUUGUAAUUUUCUGCUGCGCUAUUGCAUGGGUAUUGGUUUUAAAACACAGAGAGCAGCUCUGCCCUCCAGACUCUACUCCACCAGCUACUAUGCCUUCCCUUGCAAAAUCAUCAGGGAUUCCUGCCUCUAUGAUUGGAAGUGGGCCAAGUUCUGCUGCGUUAUCUUAUGGUUCUAGCAUUGCAGCAUAUGCUGGUUCUGCAAAAUGUUUUAGUACAUGUGAUAUGGAGAAAGCCACAGAUAACUUCAGUGAAACAAGAAUACUUGGUGAAGGCGGCUUUGGUCGUGUUUAUAGUGGCGUGCUUGAAGAUGGGACUCAUGUGGCUGUAAAAGUUCUAAAGCGAGCUGACCAGCAGGGAGGUCGUGAGUUCUUGUCGGAAAUAGAGAUGCUUAGUCGCCUUCAUCACCGAAACUUGGUCAAGUUGAUUGGUAUAUGUACAGAGGAGCGAACUCGCUGCUUAAUCUAUGAACUCAUACCAAAUGGCAGUGUGGAAUCUCAUCUGCACGGUAAUAUUGUCUUCUGUUUAUAUAAGUUCCAACCUUGUUUCCCGGCUAUAUUUAUAUGCUUUCUUUGCUUGCUCUCAGGAGUUCACCAGGAACAUGCUCCUCUUGAUUGGGGUGCUCGGCUUAAGAUAGCUCUUGGUGCUGCUCGUGGUCUGGCCUAUCUGCAUGAAGAUUCGAGUCCACGAGUCAUACACAGGGACUUCAAGUCCAGCAACAUCUUGUUGGAACAUGACUUUACGCCUAAAGUCUCUGAUUUUGGUUUGGCUCGAACUGCAUUGGAUGAGGAAAAUAAACACAUUUCGACACGUGUAAUGGGAACCUUUGGGUAUGUCGCUCCAGAGUAUGCAAUGACCGGUCAUCUGCUUGUGAAGAGUGAUGUUUACAGUUAUGGGGUUGUACUUCUUGAGCUGUUGACAGGUAGAAAACCAGUAGACAUGUCUCAACCACCUGGUCAAGAGAAUUUGGUUUCUUGGGCCCGCCCAGUGCUUACAAGUAAAGAAGGUUUAGAAUCCAUCAUAGACCCAACUUUGGGCCCUGAUUUUCCAUUUGAUGGUAUCUCAAAGGUAGCUGCGAUUGCUUCAAUGUGCGUUCAACCAGAGGUAUCAAACAGACCAUUCAUGGGUGAAGUUGUUCAGGCACUCAAAUUAAUAUGCAAUGAGUGUGAUGAAACGAAAGAAAUGGGGUCCAGAAGUUGUAGUCAGGAGGAUCUGUCUCUAGACAUGGAUACUGGGAUUUCUAACACUUUAGACUCCUUGGGAGUUCCUUUACAUGGUCAAUCCCCAGUCUCUCAUUAUGGUCAAUCCCCAGUCUCUCAUUAUGAUUGUGAGGUAGAUGUUGAAAGGGGAAUAUCUGUAUCAGAUUUAUUGAGCUCAUCGGCAAGAUAUGCGAUGCAAGAUUCUGGGCCACUAGGGAGGCACUCAGGUUCAGGGCCUUUAACAUUAGGAAAAGCAAGGCAGCUAUGGCAAAAGAUGAGGCGAUUAUCUGGGGGUACGGUGAGCGAGCAUGGUUUGAUGUUCAAGUCAUGGCGUGGAUCUCGGUGACAAUUAUUUUCUGUUGCGAUGGACAAAAUUCAUCUGCAACAAUUGUUUGAGAAGUUGUGUACAGGAUAUCAGAUAAUUAGACAGAUGAUCAGUAAGGAUCCGUUUAGUGAAUUGCUUGGAUACCUUCAUCAAUGGCCCAGAAUAAAGGAGACGAGGGAAGAAUACAUUUUUUUGUUUCUUCGACAAUGGAUGGUUGAGUCGGAACUCCUGCGCACCAUCAAAUGUAAAUGUAAUUGAAAUGAGUGCUGACAUGUAUCUGAAUUUCAACAAAAUACUUAAAACGGCGAAAUAGAUUUUCUUGUAGAGUGAGCAUUGUAGUAUGAUGAUGCCUAUUGUUUUA
This is a messenger RNA of Coffea eugenioides, 4372 nucleotides long. Its product is annotated as receptor-like serine/threonine-protein kinase ALE2. Gene Ontology annotation, molecular function: ATP binding; protein kinase activity. NCBI's taxonomy places the organism in Eukaryota, Viridiplantae, Streptophyta, Magnoliopsida, Gentianales, Rubiaceae. Gene Ontology annotation, biological process: protein phosphorylation. The record is from RefSeq and is a predicted model, not a curated record. The transcript is spliced from 17 exons. The coding region runs from base 517 to 4032 and encodes 1171 amino acids.